Molecule: messenger RNA, 426 nt
Organism: Trypanosoma cruzi
Lineage: Eukaryota; Euglenozoa; Kinetoplastea; Trypanosomatida; Trypanosomatidae
Exons: 1
Coding region: 1-426 (141 amino acids)
Source: RefSeq, a predicted model, not a curated record
AUGAUUUUAGCCACACACACCCAGAUUAUGAAUGGCAUACUAAUGAUGGUAUCGAUGCCCUGUGAGUCUGGUGAAGGAAAUGCGGUGCUGCGAUGUGGGACAAGGGGACAAAGAGGAUGGCGUUUCUGCUUCAUUCUCCACUGCCCCGGUGGGGGUUCCCUGUCGCUGUUGCUGUUCCUUGUUGCCGCACUGUUACUCCGCUUUGCCGUGGCCAACAGCAAUUUAUUCCCUCCAUUGGCGAUGGGAAGAGAUGGAAUUGGCCACGCCGGAAGCUUUCACGGAUGGCGGCUUUCUUUCUGGUGUGUCGUGCGGAAUUCAUUUCUAGAUUGGGGCUUUUGCUUGGGAACAUUGACUGCUGUGCUGAAGUGCACAAUGCACGUGCAGGGCGUGGGUUGGAUCAAUGUUGUUUGCACCCGUUAUUUGUGA